This is a messenger RNA of Suillus clintonianus, 1038 nucleotides long. RefSeq lists its product as uncharacterized. Bases 266 to 970 code for a protein of 234 amino acids. Gene Ontology annotation, biological process: C-terminal protein methylation. Gene Ontology annotation, molecular function: protein C-terminal S-isoprenylcysteine carboxyl O-methyltransferase activity. Lineage: Eukaryota; Fungi; Basidiomycota; Agaricomycetes; Boletales; Suillaceae. The record is from RefSeq and is a predicted model, not a curated record. Gene Ontology annotation, cellular component: membrane. The transcript is spliced from 2 exons.
UGGCUUAAACUCUCUUUAGCAUAACCAAUACCAAUGGAAGUCCUCACCAAUUCUCUGGGUUUCCCCAUAAUGCAUACGAUCUAGAUAAGUUCUAUAACGCAACACACCGCGGCACUGCAGGUCCAUGCCUCCUUGGCUUUGAUGACUGUCGACAUCAACAAAGAACUACCACUUGAACUGAAUUGGUUUGGAACUUUGGUUGACUAUCCGUUUCUUCCAUAUAAAAGGCAUCUGCUCAUUCAUUCGUUGCGCAUCACAGCUCACAAUGUCUCUUCUUCUGCGCUCUUCCCUUGUCCUCGUGCAAGCAUUCUGCAACCAUAUCGCAUGCACUCCACCUAAUAGGACGCCAUCAAAAUGGCGCUAUCACACUGAAGAGGCGUCCGUUUUGCAAAUAGCUCCAUUGAUCUUCAAGAUCCACACAAUCCUUCUAUGGCUGAGCGCUGUAUAUGAAGUACUUUCGACAUUCAACUAUUUUUUGGGAUCGCUGUUAUCGACGCAGCUGUCAACCCAAAUCGACGGGGCAUUCUGUACCGCACAUCGGGCGCAACAUUUUGUCACUCCCGUUUUCUUUCUCGGAGUUAUGAUGGCUGUUCUCGGGAUGUUCAUCCGCGUGCGCUGUUUCCAAGAGCUCGGGCAGAUGUUUACCUUUGAUCUCACCAUACACCCUGAGCACAAGCUCGUAACAUCUGGGUUUUAUAAAUAUGUCCGCCACCCAGCGUAUACAGGCUCCUUGUUCCUGAUUGCUGGUAUCGCCCUCUCGCAUUUAACUCCUGGGAGCUGGGCAAACAGAUGUGGCAUCCUCGAACCUGCCAGCUCUGCAUUGUUAGGUGCCACGUGGUGGGCCUGGACGCUGACGGUAGGCGUGAGCCGCGCGUACGCAGAGGAUGAUAAGCUUCGUAAAAUAUUCGGAUCAGAGUGGGAUGCAUAUGCUGCGGAAGUGAAGUUCUGGUUUGUGCCGGGGUUGUUGUAAGCUGGUAGCGUGUAUCGUCACCUUGAAGCCUGUUCCCCUUCUCUAUCUUGUCACUACUAGACGAUCAA